CAGAUACCGGGGGUGGGGGGAUGAGACAGGACCACAGACAGGGCUGGGAGCCGAGCCAGUGAGUGAGCUGCGAGUUGUAUGGGGAGCCCAGAAGGCCACAGCCUGGAACAGUUUCAUCAUUCUUUGUGAGCACCCGGAGUAAUGACACUGAUUAAAGGCUCCUUUACGUAUUCCACCGGGGAGGAAUAUCAUGGAGAAUGGAGGGAAGGUCGGCGGCACGGCCUUGGUCAGUUAUUAUUUGCAGAUGGAGCCAUCUAUGUGGGACAGUUUGAGAACGGACUUUUCAGUGGCUACGGGGUUCUGACCUUUCCUGAUGGCUCAAGGUACGAAGGGGAGUUCGUUCAAGGAAAAUUUCAAGGAGCGGGUGUAUUCACCAGAUAUGACAAGAUGAAAUAUGAGGGGGAGUUUAAAGGGGGCCGCGUUGAAGGCUAUGGUCUUUUCACAUUUUCAGACGGUUCCCAUGGAAUGCCAAGAAACGAAGGCCUCUUUGAGAACAAUAAACUGGUAAAGCGAGAGAAGUGUCAGGCCGUAAUCCAGAGGGCCGCAAGUGCCUCCAAAGCGUCCUGCUGCCUGGCCGCCAACCAAGGCUGAGAGGCCGAUGUCGCCCUCCGAGGGCGGACGUGUCACCCAUCACAGUCUACAAGUGCACUCACUUGGUUUUUUUUCCCCCUCUUUUUUGGCUUGUUUACACUGCUUGCUGGUAAAAGCAGACGGACCGCUGUAGUCAAUAGCGCUAUAGAAAUAUAUAUAUAUAUAUGUUUAUUUAUUACGGGACAUACGCUGCUGCUUACCCUUCCAAGUGCAAUGGAACUGAAUACAGUGCCUCC
Messenger RNA from Bufo bufo (common toad), 827 nucleotides. It is a transcript of the gene MORN4, whose product is annotated as MORN repeat containing 4. The coding region runs from base 142 to 591 and encodes 149 amino acids. The transcript has 5 exons. The record is from RefSeq and is a predicted model, not a curated record. Lineage: Eukaryota; Metazoa; Chordata; Amphibia; Anura; Bufonidae.